UUCUUUUUCUCUCCAAUGCCUGUUUCCAGUCAGCAAUCCACAAGUAUCGGGCGCUCUCAGAGCUGGGACGCUGCUGGAUGGUAUGAGGGGAAUUGGGAAGGGGAAAGCAGCUACCAAUACCACCCCAGGGCACCAAGACGGAGAAACUCUUUGACGUACAGGGGAGACGGUGGUGGAGGCUGGGACGAGCUGCCCUCAGAGUUACGGCGGAACGAACUGGAGCUCAAGAGGGAACCCUAUUCCUUCAACGACUACCAGGGCUACCCUGAGAGGCAUGAGCACCGGCCCGUGAGGAAGAGCUCAGUCCCGGACCUAAACAGCUACUACAAGAGGCAAGCAGACACUGCCAUGACGGGAAGGUGCUCCGUGGCUCCUCAGGAUUACUACCACCAUGACCCUGCAAUAGCAGUUCAGCCACCUGAAGAUCCUCGAGGCUUUUAUAAGGGGGAGCAGCAAAUGCUUAGCAGAUCAGCUUCACAUUAUGGGAUAACCAGUGAGGGACGGCCAACUUGGGAUCAAGGACAAUGCAGGCCUCCCCCCACCCCACCAACGGCUCACGAGAUGAGCCGAGUGUACAGGGAAUCUGCUGCCUCUAAGAUGAUAUCAGACAGGCAGCGCAUACGGAGCAGGGACCCUUCUCUUACUAGGUGCGGAGUAGAAACAGCAAUUCCCAGGUACGGGGCCGAACCACCCCCUAUGAGCGGCCACUCUGUCUACAAUGACAUCAAUGGGCGUCACUUGGACCCCCGGCAAGCCACAGCCACCUGCCUGGUGGUUGAUCCAGCCACCCAGGCUAUGGACGGCAACCCAGAGAAUCAUCACCGUGGGCUUCGGAUGAGGCAGGAGGGUGCCAACUCUUACAGCUCAGCAACCGGACAGAAAAUGGCCUACGAUUAUUACGAUGGCAGCGCCGGCGCCACUACUAACUCAACAGGACUGGCUCAACACCUGCAGCAGAAGAAAAACAUGGAUUCGGAUUUCCUUGCUCUUCUCCGGGCUGAGGGCCUCUCGGAGAGCACCAUUAGCGCCCUCCUCCAGCAGGGCUUUGACUCGGCCGGCCUCCUGGCUAUGAUGGAGGAGAAUGACGUGCGUUCGGUGGCACCCAACCUCGGGCAGGCCCGCAUGUUGUCUCGCAUAGCUCACAACUACAAGAUGGAGCUGCAGCGGCAGCACACGACUACAGUCGGCACACAUCAACAUCUGCGGUCCCGCUCCAACAGCUUCAGCCAGAGCAAUGACCUCUACCAGCAACAGCAGCGGCAGCAGCAGCUGCAGUUGCAAAACAUAGACCCCAGCGCCCUGCAGCACCCGCCCAUUUCCAUGCAGCUUGCCUCGCCAAGGAUGGGGGAGGUCAUUGGCAGGAGACCCUCCAGCACCCCAACUCAGCACCUGCUGGAAACUGCCACCUAUGGCCCUGGGAUGGGUGCACGCUCUCCUGCUGGUUUCUCAGUCAGUCCCGGCAGCUACAACAAACCCGUCUCCCAGAACCACCCCAUGUCAGCCUAUUCUGCCAACUCUGGGGUCGCCAUGACCACCACGCAACAUCCCAGCCUUUCGAGUUCGGCCCCAAAGACAGCGUACUCCACUACCUACACCAUACCCAUGGAGCUCAUGAAGCGAGACCGCAACCUGCCGGCCGUGUCACCCAUGCACAGCCCGCACUGCGGCUCCCAGGUCCACCACAAGGGGCCCCAACAGGAGGCCUCCCUGAUGCACAGCGGCUCCACCCUCCAGGUGCAAAACGUUAAUGCUGCCCACCAGAAGCUCACCCGGCGCACAGGGCCGCCAGUCAUCAUCUCCACAAUGGCAUCUCCUGACUCAAGUAUCCGCCCCCAGAUCAUGAACGGCCCCAUGCACCCCCGGCCCCUGGUGGCGCUGUUGGAUGGGAGGGAUUGUACUGUGGAGAUGCCCAUCCUCAAAGACCUGGCAACGGUAGCCUUCUGUGAUGCCCAGUCCACACAGGAGAUCCAUGAAAAGGUGCUGAAUGAAGCGGUGGGCGCCAUGAUGUACCACACCAUCACCCUGACCCGAGAGGACCUGGAGAAGUUCAAGGGUCUGAGAGUCAUCAUCCGAAUAGGCAGCGGCUACGACAACAUCGACAUCAAGGCAGCCGGCGAGCUCGGGAUCGCGGUGUGUAACAUCCCCUCUGCGGCAGUGGAAGAGACGGCCGACUCAACGCUCUGCCACAUCUUGAACCUGUACCGGCGGAACACGUGGCUGUACCAGGCGCUGCGCGAGGGCACUCGUGUGCAGAGCGUGGAGCAGAUCCGCGAGGUGGCAUCGGGGGCCGCGCGUAUCCGCGGGGAGACGCUGGGCCUCAUCGGCUUUGGGCGCGCUGGGCAGGCGGUAGCGGUCCGGGCGAAGGUGUUUGGCUUCAAUGUGAUUUUCUACGACCCGUACCUGCAGGAUGGGCUGGAGCGGUCAUUGGGGGUGCAGCGCGUCUACACCCUGCAGGACCUGCUGUACCAAAGCGACUGCGUCUCACUGCACUGCAACCUCAACGAACACAACCACCACCUGAUCAACGACUUCACCAUCAAACAGAUGAGGCAGGGCGCGUUCCUGGUGAACUCUGCACGGGGUGGCCUUGUUGACGAAAAAGCCCUGGCCCAGGCUCUAAAGGAGGGGAGAAUACGGGGGGCAGCCCUGGACGUCCACGAAUCAGAGCCUUUCAGUUUUGCCCAGGGCCCGCUGAAAGAUGCUCCUAAUUUAAUCUGUACACCACAUACUGCCUGGUACAGUGAGCAGGCAUCGCUGGAGAUGAGGGAGGCAGCUGCCUCAGAGAUUCGACGAGCCAUCACUGGUCGCAUUCCGGACAGCCUUAGAAACUGUGUGAACAAAGAGUUCUUCAUCACCACCUCUCCCUGGUCAGUCAUGGACCAGCAGGUUGUCCAUCCAGACCUCAACGGCGCCUCCUACAGAUACCCCCCUGGCAUGGUGGGGGUGGCGCCAGGAGGAAUCCCAGGCGCGAUAGAGGGCAUGGUGCCGGGCGGGCUGCCAGUGCCUCACAGCCUGCCCACAGUCACACACCCCUCGCAAGCCCCCUCGCCGAACCAGCCCACGAAGCACGGAGAAAACAGAGAGCAUCUAACCGAGCAAUAGCACUUGAACCAGAGCGCUCAAACCUACACUCACCUGGGACCAAGAGACACUGAGCACUGGGAGCGGGGGCAUGCUCCACCAACCUGGACUCUUCCUUUCACUUCCUUUAUUUUGUUGCAUAUUAUUAUUAUUAUUAUUAUUAUUAUUAUUAUUAUUUUGGAUGUUCCAGUGUUACCUGCAAGUACAUGAUGGUGAGAAACAAGCUGUGAUGAUGCUAAGCCCCUUGAAAAGUCGCUACUCAGAAGUACCUCACCCUCACUUUUAUGUUAGUUAAUGCGUGAUUUUGUGUUUCUUCUCUUUUUGACUCUAGACGUGAAUAUCGCUUUUGUUUCCUCCAGUAGAAAUAAAAACAAAAUAAUAAUGAAAUUAUAUAUAUAUAUAUAUAUAUAUAUAUAUAUAUAUAUAACCAGACAUCCGAAAAGGAAUAAAAAUCAUCCACUGCAGCGGCAAUCGACAGAGUGAACUUUGACCCUUUCCUGGUCAAGCCCUACUAACCUUGAACUUUGACCUUCAUCGUCCAAUAAAAAAAGACAUUGGAAGGAAACAGUUUUCACCUCAACUCCAGCUUUAAUGAUGGGGGAGAGUUCAAUGUAAGAGCACAGUCAAAAUGAGUGUACAAGUCAAAUCUUAGAUUCUAUUAAGAGUGUAUCUUUUCCAUUGAGUGUUGAAGAGGCUGAGGAGCUUUGUGCAAAGUUUUAAAUGGGCCGAAUUCCGUGAAGUAUUGAGCAAAACACUUUUUACUGAUGUAAUUGGUUAGUAGCACGAACACAGUUUUGAAUAUUAAAAGCUACACAUAGGUCCCUAUAAUAUUUACUGUACAAGGCUAUAGGCCCCUUGAGAUGUCUAAAGUGAAACAUUAGCUCUACACCUUUAGUGUAGCAUAUAUUGUUCACAGCUUCAGAAUAGUUCAGAGAAAGGGAAGAUCCAAACUAGGAAUACACAAUCGCUCAGACAACCCAGGAAAUGCAAGAUAGCUGUCUUUUUUGUUAAAAGGAGUGCAAAUGGUAAAACAUGAUUUAAUUUCAGUAUUUAUUAGGAAAUAUGCCAGACUGUUGGGGGGCAUGCAACCUUGUAUGGAUGAAUGAAUUAAAAGGCAGCUUGUAAUACAUGUCUAUUGGUAUAAUAGAAAGUGUGCCAUUAUCCAACAGCAUGGAGAUUGACAAACAUGUUUAUGUUUGAAUUUUGGAUUGCCCCUGUUCAGAGGCUAGCUAGAGGGUUUCACACACAGUAUGUAAAGACAGCUCUGUUUUCUAUUUUCAUAUUAAACAAUUAGUACCAUGCAACAGACUGAAAAGGGUUAGAGCAAACUGGAUUUCUUCUCAACUCAGGAAAACACUUUUUUGCAGCUUUUUUCUCCCCCCUACAUUUUGCUUGAACCGGGAAAAAAAAAGUUCGGGAUACCUUUUUCCCCUUUUACUUCAUUGUGGUAUUUUUAUAUUACAAACACAUCACGUUUUAAGUGUUAAAAGGUUUUGAAGAGUCCUGUUAGAUUUGUAUUGGCUAGUUAAAUGUUCUUAUAACCAUAGACUUUAUGUGAACCAUCGUUAUUUUUUUUUUUCUUUUUGUUAUAAUAAUGGCCAAUUUGAGCCCCUGGGCACGUGUACUCCGUGAGUAGGAGAGAUAUUAAAACCUUCUAGUGUCCCAACAACAGCAACAAGUGGCCACCAGCAGUAUGUUUUGUUUUUAGUGUAUUUGUAUUUGUUUAUUGUACAAAGUGAACAUUUAGCAUUUAGUGCAGUUCAAAUAAAAAAAAAAAUACAAUUCUAAAAAAAAACAAAAAACAUUUUGUUGUUAGGUUUGUGUCUUCCAGCCGAAAUGUUGACUUUCAGAAUAAAAAGUCUCAAUCCA
Polyodon spathula (Mississippi paddlefish) is the source of this 4950-nucleotide messenger RNA. Its product is annotated as C-terminal-binding protein 2. Lineage: Eukaryota; Metazoa; Chordata; Actinopteri; Acipenseriformes; Polyodontidae. The coding region runs from base 16 to 3102 and encodes 1028 amino acids. The transcript has 9 exons. The record is from RefSeq and is a predicted model, not a curated record. Gene Ontology annotation, molecular function: oxidoreductase activity, acting on the CH-OH group of donors, NAD or NADP as acceptor; NAD binding; transcription corepressor activity.